GGCAGUUAACGGAGUGGAAUGACAUUUUUUAUGGAAGAGGAUAUUGCGCGAUAGUGGACUCUGCGUAUCGUUAAAAUGAUUACCUUUUACUCAUUAUCGUUUCUUAUUCUUCUUGUAUGUCAAGUGUUGGUUCUGUGCGAUAUUCGAUCGGUAAUAUCGGCAAAUUUUGACAACCGAAAAGUGGCACUGCAAAACUAUAUUACUCAAAACAAUCUUUCGUUACCAGAACAAUGUGCCAGACCAUGCGAUGGGUCGAAAAGGAGGUGCUACUACAACUUCUAUUUGGAACAGUAUGCCACACAAACCAGAGCUUGUCACUACUGCUUUCCGAAUGGUACAAAUAACUGCCAGUGCAUCAUCGCCGAUGGCGUUGAUAGGAGUGUUACUGUCGCAAAUCGUAGGCUUCCGGGGCCUAGUAUUGAAGUCUGUGAAGGCGAUGAGGUAGUUAUAGAUGUUGAAAACCACCUGGAAGGUUCUGACGUAACAAUUCAUUGGCACGGUUUAUAUCACCAUGGCACCCAAUAUUAUGACGGAGUCCCUUUCGUUACCCAAUGUCCCAUACUGCAAGGGAACACAUUUCGGUACACUUGGACCGCCACUCACCCCGGUACGCACUAUUGGCACUCUCAUACCGGAUUUCAAAAGAUGGAUGGUCUAACUGGGAGCAUUAUAAUACGCCAACCCUUGGCUGUAGACCCCCACAGCAAGUUGUACGAUUUUGAUCUUAGCGAACAUGUAAUGUUCGUGCAGGACUGGAUACACGAAUUGGCCGGUAAUCGAUAUCCUGGAUGCAUGAAACCUGACGAAACCCACCUAAAGUCCACAUGCCAUGCCGUGAGCCAAAUACCGGACAACAUACUUAUCAAUGGAAAAGGAGUGUAUGAGGGUUUCAAAGCUAAAAAUAACAUAGCGGCCUUGGAGGUAUUUAAAGUUUUCACUGGACGAAGAUAUAGAUUUAGAUUAAUCGGCGCUAUUUCAUUAGCUUGUCCAAUUCAGGUACGCGUAAAAAAUCACGCUUUAACCGUAAUUGCUAGCGACGGUGAACCCCUACAACCUGUGCAGGUCGAUCGAAUUAUUUUAACCUCUGGCGAAAGAUACGAUUUUAUCAUUCAUACAGAUAAUGAACCUGGACAUUACGAUAUCGAGGUUCAAGCAGUUGGCCUGUGCACCGAUCUAGGCAUUAGUCAGGUGGCUAAAUUGGAAUACAUUGACGAAUGCUUAACCAACUCAGUUACUAGCAAUUGGCUUCCUAUAGGAAAGGUAUAUCAUUCUUUGGAUUCAAACUGUGAUGAAACUCAAGAAAAUGCAAUUUGUGUAAGUGAAUUACAUAGUGCAAAACAGAUUGAUGAGGGGAUUUUGAAAGUGGAACCGGAUGUCAAACUGUUUUUACCUUUCAGCCUUUACACCUACGAAGAUGAAGAAUUAUUUAAUCGGAAUGAAUUUAACAAUUUCUUUGUACCGUUAGGUGGCGAUCACAUGGCCGGAUUAAUGAAUAACAUUUCUUAUGUGCCACCACCAUCCCCAUUACUAUCGCAAUUCGCCGAACUAAAUCCUAAUCAGUUCUGUACUAACUUAAAGAUGGACUGCCAAGGCAUGUGUAGAUGCACACAUUUGCUGAAACUUCCCUUAAACGGAGUAAUUGAGCUAAUUCUGAUAGACCAACUGAAACAACCCCACCUUGUCCAUCCAUUUCAUCUACACGGACACACCUUUUACAUUCUUGGAAGUGGUAGGAUAUCCAACGUAAACGAAAGCAUCAGUUUAGAAAAGGUCAUGCUUAUGGACGAUAACAAUCAACUUUACAGUGGAAACGACCACCCACCUUCUAAAGAUACCGUCUCGGUACCCAAUAAUGGAUACGUUGUCAUCAGGUUUAGAGCAAAUAGCCCCGGUUUUUGGUUAUUUCACUGUCAUUUUUUAAAUCAUCUGCUAACUGGUAUGUCGAUAGUACUUCAAAUUGGCGAUCCCUCCGAUUUUCCACCGGUUCCCAAAAAUUUUCCAAGGUGUGGAGACUUUAUACCGGAAAUUUAGAUCCGUUGAUCAAGUUGAUCGAACUACAGCAUUGUUAAUUGUUCUUAAUUUAUUGAAUGCAUGUGUAUUUAUGCAGUGGAUUAUGUUUAUGAUAGUUAUAAUAUUAUAAUAAUAUAAGAAGCAAUUGCUAUCCUCAGAAAUGUGUCAUUCUGAGACUGGAUAUAAAUUAAUCCGUUGUUGAUGUUGAUUAAUAUUGAUGUUCUUAAAAUAAAACUAGUAUAAAGGUUU
Molecule: messenger RNA, 2259 nt
Organism: Photinus pyralis (common eastern firefly)
Lineage: Eukaryota; Metazoa; Arthropoda; Insecta; Coleoptera; Lampyridae
Product: laccase-5-like
Exons: 8
Coding region: 76-2031 (651 amino acids)
Biological process (GO): iron ion transport
Cellular component (GO): plasma membrane
Molecular function (GO): oxidoreductase activity; copper ion binding
Source: RefSeq, a predicted model, not a curated record